Aspergillus versicolor CBS 583.65 is the source of this 903-nucleotide messenger RNA. RefSeq names its product UbiA family prenyltransferase. The record is from RefSeq and is a predicted model, not a curated record. Gene Ontology annotation, cellular component: membrane. Lineage: Eukaryota; Fungi; Ascomycota; Eurotiomycetes; Eurotiales; Aspergillaceae. The transcript has a single exon. Gene Ontology annotation, molecular function: transferase activity, transferring alkyl or aryl (other than methyl) groups. Bases 1 to 903 code for a protein of 300 amino acids.
AUGCCAACUCAGCCUCUCGUUCGCCUGGCCGAUCUCCCGUCGCUACUCUGGGCCUUUACAGAAAGCGACUUCUCCACAUUUGUGCUGCCGAAUACUGGAUUCGGUCUUCUCGCAGCGCUGGUGGCACCCACACUGACCGACUGCAGCGAGGCGCCGAGCGCUCUGGGCCUCCUGCUCCAAGCAUCCCCGCGCAUCCUCCUCUUCAACUGGGGCAACCUUCUGGUAUUCGACUUGGCAAACCAGCGCCUUCCGGAAUCCGUGGUGGAGGAUGCGGUGAAUAAGCCGUGGCGACCGCUGCCCCGAGGUCAGAUCAGCCCGACACAGACGAGGCAAUUGCUUCUGGCCGCCGUCGCCGCUGUAUGGACUGUCAGCUCGCUGCUGGGGGUGGGGGCGGAAUGUGCACUGAUUUUAGUCCUUACUUGGAUGUACAACGACCUGCACGGCGGCGACGAGCUGUGCCGUGAUUUGAUCAUUGCGCUCGCGUACGACCUCUACCUUGUCAGCUCGCUACGAAUUGCCCUGGCGACCACUGGCACUUGCGACAAUGUAAGCUUUGCGAAGCGUGGAUACCAGUGGCGGGCGAUGAUUGUUGGGGUAAUUGCGACGACGAUGCAGAUCCAGGACCUGAGGGAUCAAGCUGGCGACCGCAAGCGAGGCCGCAAGACAUGGCCCCUGGUGGUCGGCGAGCUUUCGCGCCAGUGGAUUGCAGGGUGUGUGGUGUGCUGGAGUGUGGUGUGUGCGGGCUUCUGGCAGGUGCCGGCGCCCGUUGCGGCGGCGGUGGUGGCACUGGGGGCGUGGAUUGGCGUGUGUGUCUUGCGGGGAAGAGCAGACGUUGCCGCCUGGAGAGUGUGGUGUCUGUGGCAGCUGGUGCUGUACACUCUGCCUGCUUGCAGUCUCCUGUGA